Messenger RNA from Prosopis cineraria, 1707 nucleotides. RefSeq lists its product as uncharacterized. Gene Ontology annotation, cellular component: cytosol. The coding region runs from base 273 to 1313 and encodes 346 amino acids. The record is from RefSeq and is a predicted model, not a curated record. NCBI's taxonomy places the organism in Eukaryota, Viridiplantae, Streptophyta, Magnoliopsida, Fabales, Fabaceae. Gene Ontology annotation, molecular function: protein-folding chaperone binding. The transcript is spliced from 2 exons.
GCACGUUAUUCUCACCCCAUAUGAUUAAGCUCCUCCUUCCAUCAGCCUCUCAUUUUAACAGUCAGAUCCACGGCCUUCACCCCCAUCCUUCCUUUCCCUCUUCUAACGGUCCCCUUUUCUUCUGCUCAAUCUUCGGCCACCGUCUCCGUCGCCGUAUUCUCACUUUGUUUCUGGAGCUUUUGCCCGUUUUUGUACCUCAAGCUUAACCGUUGAUAUUCUUAUAGAGGGAGAGAGAGCGAGAUACUCGCUUGUCCAUCUCCCUAGGCUCGCAGAUGGGCGCCGAUUACUAUAACAUACUGAAAGUGAAUCGAAAUGCGAGUGAGGACGAUUUGAAGAAGGCCUACAAGAGGCUAGCGAUGAUUUGGCACCCAGACAAAAACCCAGUUAACAAGACGGAAGCUGAGGCCAAAUUCAAGCAAAUUUCCGAAGCCUAUGACGUUUUGAGCGAUCCCCAGAAGCGUCAGAUCUAUGAUCUCUAUGGCGAGGAGGCUCUCAAGUCCGGUCAAUUCCCUCCACCUCCGCAAUCCUCCUCUUCCACGUCCUCCUCGGCUUCUCGUGCUUACCAGCAUUUCCAAAACCAACAACGCCAGCAUACGAAGACGUCUUAUCGGUUUAAUCCCAGGGACGCCAACGACAUUUACGCGGAAAUUUUUGGGUCGGAGAAUGGUGGUGGUGGUGGAGGUGGGAGAAAUGGAGCGCAUUGGGAUGGCUUUUUCAGAACUUCAAAUGGUGCGUUUGGAGGAGCGGGGAGGAAGGCUGCGGCGGUGGAGACUCUUUUGCCGUGUAGCUUGGAAGAGCUCUACAAAGGUGUCAAGAAGAAGAUGAAGAUCUCAAGGAAUGUCUGUGACGCUUUUGGGAAGUUUCGGAAUGUGGAGGAGAUAUUGUCUAUUGAGGUGAAACCUGGUUGGAAGAGAGGAACGAAGAUUACUUUCCCUGAGAAAGGUAACCAGGAGCCCGGUGUCAUUGCAGCAGAUCUUAUAUUCGUGGUGGAUGAGAAACCACAUGCUGUUUAUAGGAGGGAUGGUAAUGAUCUGGUGAUCAACCAAGAGAUCACUCUUCUAGAGUCCCUUACAGGCAAAACCCUAGACCUCACUACCUUAGAUGAAAGGAGUCUCAUGAUCCCAGUGACUGAUAUCGUCAAACCUGGUACUGAGGUCGUUGUCCCUAACGAGGGAAUGCCCAUUUCAAAAGAGCCCGGCAAGAAGGGCAAUUUGAGGAUUAAGUUUGAGGUUAAGUACCCUUCGAGGCUAACUCCAGAGCAGAAAUCUGAGCUGAUAAGAGUUUUGGGUGGGAAUGGAAUGACAAAUGUUUGAGUUGGGUGGGUGUAUGUACGUUGUAAAUAUACCACGUGCAUGCUGUUGAUGAAUGUGAAUACCAGGAACAUUCUGCAGGUGAAAGAGUUAAAAAGCUGGGCAUAAGGAGGAUUCGUAGUUAGAAAGUUUGGAUUUUUAUGCAGGUUAGGGAACAUAGCUAACGUUUGGAAAUGGGUGGGAUUUUUAACCUAAUUGAGUAGGUGGUGGAUAAUCUCCAGUGAGUUUCCACCAUUUUGCAUAAGGUCUUUUAUUUUGGCCUUUUGGCUUGAUAUUAAUAUACGUAUUUAUAAUCGCUAGUCUUCAUAGAGGAGUAUGUCCUUGGUCAUGUUCAUAUCAUGGAAAAUGUAUAUAUACGUCAUUUUACAUUGAGGUUUAAUGAAUGGUUGUUACUUAA